AUGUAUGUCCUUGUCAGCUCUGUCUGGUUCCUGAGGGCCACACUAACCUUUACAUCUCCAACAAUCCCUGCUGUCACCCUGGAGUCCCAAUCUUCCUGUCCUUUCUGUUCUGGUGGGUCUACCCUGGGGCCUAAUGACACCAGCUCUACACCCGCCAGUUCACCUUGUACUCCUUUGAGUCCUGAGCUCCUGGACCCACUGCACCAGCUACCAGCAGAUGAAGAGGAUAAUCUCAGGCCCCCCCAGGAUGCCAGGGCUCUAGACAGUAAGCCUGAACUGGGGGCCCUGUCAACUGUGGAGGAGCAGGAAGAGUGUGAGGGACAGGCAGAGGAGGAAUGCCCCAUCUGCACUGAGCCUUACGGGUCUGAUGAGCAGCACCAGGCCUUGCUCAACUGUGGUCACAGCCUGUGUGUGGGCUGCCUGCACCAGCUGCUAGGCAUAACCCCCAGAGCUGACCUGGGCCGUGUGUGCUGCCCACUGUGUCGUCAGAAGACACCCAUGCUAGAGUGGGAGAUCUGUCAGCUGCAGGAGGAACUGCUUCGAGCUGAUGGACCCCAGCGCCCAGUGCCCAUUGCAUCCACCACACCCCUGCACCCUGGCCCUGGGCCCUGGGGAUCCUUGGAGCACCGCUACCGCCUGCGUUUUCUGGCUGGGCCCGUGGGAAACCGUAGCUGCCUCCCCUUCCUUCCCUGCCCUCCCAGCCUAAGUACCUGGCUGUGGACACUGCGGGAACGUGGCCCCUGUGCCCGUCGCCUAUCCCUGCUGAGCCUGCUGGCAUUAGAACUACUGGGGCUGGUGCUCAUCUUCACGCCGCUCAUGCUGCUAGGAGUGUUCUUCAUGCUCCUAGACCGCUCCAGCCGCUGAGCAGAGCCCAGGGUGUUGGCCAAGCUUUGAAGCCCAUGCUCGGAUUCUGGUCAUUAGCAAAGACUUGCUAUCACAAUCCCAAGACCAGGCCUGCUCAAGAGCCUGGGCCAGCCAGAGUGCUUACACACCCCUGCAGCCCAGAUACUGGCUAAAGCCAAGGACACUAAGCCAAGGACAGCCUCUGAAGGAGAUUGGCCUAACAGGAAGGGCUGUGACCAGAGCCCCGUGUGCUUACCAUGGACAAACACUUGACUGGCCAGAGGCAAUGGCUGGAUCCUAACACCGACUCCUGAGGUCCAUCUGGUGAGGGUGGGCACAAACUUGAACAGAGGUCUAGCAGAAUUCCGUUGCUAGGAGAAGGCAAGGGCUGUAGGCACCCUCUCCUCUGUCCACACAGGUUGGUGUGUGCCCCUGAAGGCCACAGUAGCUAGCAGGAGAGGCCUGCACUGCACAAACCCAUCCUUCAAAAGCUCCUCAC
This is a messenger RNA of Chionomys nivalis (European snow vole), 1342 nucleotides long. RefSeq lists its product as uncharacterized. Gene Ontology annotation, biological process: proteasome-mediated ubiquitin-dependent protein catabolic process; protein K29-linked ubiquitination; protein localization to mitochondrion. Bases 1 to 864 code for a protein of 287 amino acids. Gene Ontology annotation, molecular function: ubiquitin protein ligase activity. The record is from RefSeq and is a predicted model, not a curated record. NCBI's taxonomy places the organism in Eukaryota, Metazoa, Chordata, Mammalia, Rodentia, Cricetidae. The transcript has 2 exons. Gene Ontology annotation, cellular component: endoplasmic reticulum membrane.